Molecule: messenger RNA, 2112 nt
Organism: Nicotiana attenuata
Lineage: Eukaryota; Viridiplantae; Streptophyta; Magnoliopsida; Solanales; Solanaceae
Exons: 5
Coding region: 1-2112 (703 amino acids)
Source: RefSeq, a predicted model, not a curated record
AUGAAGCAAGAAAUCAAUAAUUUCAUGCAGACAGAUUCAGAAUCUGUAUACCAGGCAUGGGAAAGAUUAGCAGCAAUGUUAAGAAAAUGCCCACAUCAUGGUAUCCAAGACCCUGAUAUUUUAUAUAUUUUCUAUCACGGUCUUAAACCCUCUGCUAGAAAUGUAAUUGAUGCAGCAUCAGGAGGAUCAAUAAUGGGAAAAACUACUACACAAGCAAUGCAAUUGCUUAAUGAAAUUUCGGAAAAUGCUGUUCAAUGGCCCUCAGACAGAAUGAUUAUCAAAAAAACAGCAGGAGUAAAUCAAGUUGAAGCUUUGAAUUCAUUGACACAACAAAUUGCGACUUUAACACAAAAAGUGGAGGCUUUUCAGGUAGGUGCUCACUCAUCAUCCCAACUUGAGAAUUGUGAUGUUUGUCAAGGUAAUCAUCCGAAUCAUGAAUGUCAAGUUUCAACGCAAAAUGAAGAACAGGUAAAUAUGAUUGGUUAUAGAAAUAAUUACUCAUUUGGUAGUCCCAUGGCACAAAAACAUCCAGGAUUUCAAUGGAAUAAUCCUAAUGGUGCUGAAAAUCCUCAAAGAUUUUUCAAUCAAAAGCAGCAGGUACAGGGACCACCUGGUUUUCAAAAUCAAAACAGAGGGCAACAAGAUUUCCAGAAAUAUCAACAACCACCCCAAAGAGCUCAUCAGCAAAGCCUAGAAGACAUGAUGUACAAAUUCAUUAAGGCUACUGAUGAGAAGUUUGAAAGUCAAAGUUCAGCCAUCAAGAAUUUAGAAAUUCAGAUGAGCCAAUUAGCAACCCUCAUGUCUGAAAAAAUAAAAGGUGCUCUACCAAGCAACACCGAGAAAAAUCCAAAGGAACACCUCAAAGCCAUCUCUCUGCGGUCAGGUAAAACUCUUGAUGAUCCAUAUGCAGAUAGACAAGGAAAACCACAAGAAGUGGAACAGAAACUUGGCGAUCCAGGGAGUUUUACAAUUCCUUGUACUGUGGGAGGUGCUCACUUUGAAAAAGCAUUAUGUGAUUCGGGUGCUUCAAUAAAUCUAAUGCCUUUUUCAAUUUUCAGGAAAUUAGAACUUGGUGAAAUGAAAGAUACUGGUGUGUCUCUCCAAUUAGCUGAUCAAAGUACUAAAAAACCAAAAGGAAUUAUUGAAAAUAUCCUUGUCAGAGUUGACAAAUUUGUAUUCCCAGUAGAUUUUAUAGUGCUUGAAAUGGAAGAAAAUACUGAGGUACCAUUAAUUUUAGGGAGACCAUUUCUCGCAACAUGGAGAGCAAUUAUUGAUGUUCAUCAAGGACAACUAAUUUUGCGAGUUGAUCAGGAAAGAGUAAUUUUUGACAUGCAGAAAAUGAUGAAAUAUCCUGGGGAUGAGUCAUCAGCAUCUUGUUUUCAAAUUGACUUACUAGAUGACCUUGUAGACGAAUACAAAGAUAAUCAGUUAAUUACUAAUUCAUUGGAAAGAUGUUUAGUCAGGUCAGAACAGGAAUACAAACUGAUAGAAGUCUUGAGGAAACAUAAAAGAGCUUUAGGGUGGACUAUAGCUGACAUCAAAGGAAUCAAUCCAGCUAUUUGUAUACAUAGGAUCCUCAUGGAAGAAAAUUACAAGCCAAUAGUCCAACCCCAAAGGAGACUUAAUCCAGCAAUGCAAGAAGUUGUCAAGAAAGAAGUAGUGAAACUUCUAGCGGCAGGUAUCAUUUAUCCAAUAUCUGAUAGCCCUUGGGUAAGUCCUGUACAGGUAGUACCAAAGAAAGGAGAUAGUUGCAGAAAAGCAUUUGAGUUUCUCAAAAAACAAUUGACUAAUGCUCCAAUUGUUGUCUCUCCUGAUUGGAGCCAGCCAUUUGAAAUAAUGUGUGAUGCAAGAACAAAGGUUACAGUGUUCACUGAUCAUGCAGCCUUAAAGUAUCUAUUAGCAAAGAAAGAUGCUAGACCUAGAUUGCUAAGAUGGAUACUCCUUUUGCAAGAAUUUGAUCUCGAAAUAAAAGAUAGAAAAGGUUCAGAAAAUCAGGUAGCUGAUCAUUUGUCACGUCUAGAGAAUCCUCCUACUGAAAUACUAGAUAUCCAAGAGGAAUUUCCUGAUGAGCAUAUCUUUUCUGUCGCAACGGUUGUAAAUAGACCUCCUUAG